This is a messenger RNA of Cladocopium goreaui, 1538 nucleotides long. NCBI's taxonomy places the organism in Eukaryota, Dinophyceae, Suessiales, Symbiodiniaceae. The record is from the annotation of a GenBank genome assembly.
GGAUCCACACCUCAACGGGGCUUCUGAGACGCCAGUGUGCCACCUUGUGUUCUGUCUCAAGGUGGCUCCAAUGACGGAAGCGUCGCUACCCAGAAGCUCCGAUGCGGAACAAGUGCUUGCGGGACUCAGUCUGGCAGAGGCCAACAUUGAGAAGCAGGAGGAUGAAGUGAAACAUGCCAGACUGGAGGUGAAGCUCCGGGAGAUGGUUUUGGAGGUGGUUGCACCCACUGUGGAACGUGCCGUUCGCAUGCAGAACCACUGCGACCACUUGUCUGCCAGGAUAGAGAGUCAGCAUGGAAUUCUGACGAUGAUGGCCAAAGAUGUCCAUCGCGCUAUGGACAAAUUGGGCUUGGUGCAGGAAUUCAAGAAACAGCUUGAUGACUUCUGGGGUAGCCAGAAAGAUCUUGAGCUCAAGCUAGCCAACCACAUCCGCGAAGUCUUGUCAAAUGUGGAGCAGUGCAACCACGAUUGCAAGAAAUUGACCUCAACCACUGAGAGAUUAAACAAGCAGAUCAUGAGAGCGCAGGAGGAUUCAGACCACUUGCGCACGGACUUGUUCAAGAUGCAGACGAGCCUUGACAUGGGAGUGAAGAAAAACAAGGAAUAUCUGGAUUCCGAGACGAAACGCCUUGAGCUCAGCAUCGACCAAGUCAAGGAGAUGCACAAGGCUCUGAGCGAUGAGAUUUGGGGCCCAGAGGAAGUUACAGACUUCUCGCCUCCCAGUUUGCGUCGUUUCGAUAUGCAGACAAGGCAGCUGGAAAAGACCAUCAAAGAGGUCUUGGCGGAGCUACGAGAGUUGCGAUUGUUAGAUGCGCAUGUGAAGCGAGUCACUGAAAUUCAGGAAGGUCAUGGUGUGCAGCUCAUUGAUCUGACCGACAGCACGGGUGAAAUUUCACAACGGGUGAAUCAGGUGAACCAGGAUUUGAAAGCAGAAAUCAAGAGGACUGCAAAUCUCAUGUCAGCUUACUCCGCCAAUCUGUUGCAUGAGGUGCGCUCAUCCUUCAGCAACGAGGUGAAAGAAUUGGCUGGUCUACACCAGGAUGUACAAAUUUUCCUCAAAGAGACCGAGGCAUCGAUUCAGGGUCUGCAGGAGUCGUUGCACUCCAGCGGACGUCAUGUGGAAGCCUCUCUGCGGGAGGUACGGCUUGACAUUGAAAGUCUGGAUUCGAAGAGAAAGAGAGACAAGAUGGGUCUGGAGGAGUCCAUUACUGGUCUGCAGCAUCAGGCGAGCGACUCCUCUACGAAUCUCAGUCACUUCAGCCAGAGUUUGGAACAUCUAUCCAAUGUCAUGGGCAUCUCACUUCAGGGCCAGAGAAUGGUUAUCGCUUUGGGAGUUCAGGACUUUGUCGACCGCAAGGAUACGACCUAUGUGGGCUUCAAGAAGGGGCACACAGGUGGCUUGAAGCUGGGUCCACGCUUUGACCUCGAUUCUCUGACUGACGUGCCGUGCGCAGGGGUCUGCCCUCAGCGACACGGCAAGAUCUGUUGUGACUGUAGUUUGUUGAGGAACAGGGAACUCUUUCUUCGUCAUCACUUAC